Molecule: messenger RNA, 4172 nt
Organism: Nilaparvata lugens (brown planthopper)
Lineage: Eukaryota; Metazoa; Arthropoda; Insecta; Hemiptera; Delphacidae
Product: gastrula zinc finger protein XlCGF57.1
Exons: 3
Coding region: 203-1456 (417 amino acids)
Biological process (GO): regulation of transcription by RNA polymerase II
Molecular function (GO): DNA-binding transcription factor activity; RNA polymerase II cis-regulatory region sequence-specific DNA binding
Source: RefSeq, a predicted model, not a curated record
CCCGUCUACCAUACCGAUUACCGUAGAGGUAGACUUGACUAGUAAUCUGUUUAGGUUUUGAUGAUAAACUAUUUACAGAGGGCAGCUUUUUUUACUCUAUUUAAUUUUAUGUUAUAAAGACAUUAUUUUAGUUUCUGUUUUGCGCAUUGACUGAUAAUUUAUUCAUAUUUUUCCAAAUUGUCUUCUGUUUCAUUUUGUAGUCAUGAUGAACUUAGAGAUGGCGGCUGCUGAGGGGCAACUACAGGAUAACGAAUGCAGCACUCCAAUGUCUCCAGUUGAUGCUACUGAUGAUGAUAACGAUGGAAAUGGAGAUGAUCUUCAAAUAGGCAAUUUUUGUCAAAUUAUCAUCAAAGAAGAAGCGCAUGUUGAGCAAGAGGUUGAAGGAAGUGAACUGGAGGUGUGGCCACCAAUCAGCUGCUCAUCGGGCUCUGCUAAUGAGACAGAAGUAGAUGCACAGUCAGUGGAUGCUUCAGUGGAAAAGUGUACUAAGCGGCCUAAGCCAGAUUUGGCUGCGAAAAGGACCAAAAUUCACACCUGUGAUGACUGUAGCUUUCAAACACCUCGGUUAUUAGACUUGAAGAAGCACAUUAUGAUACACACUGGGAAAAACCUCUUUAGCUGCGAAUUAUGUGACGAUAGAUUCGCUCGUUCAAGUAGUUUGAAGGAACACAUGAACACUCAUACAGGCGAAAAGCCCUUCAGCUGCGAAUGGUGUGACUAUAAAUGUAGUUUUUCAGGUACUUUAAAAAAACAUAUUAGAAAACAUACUGGAGAAAGACCUAUUAAAUGUGAUUUUUGUGACUACACAAGCACUCACUCAAAUUGUUUGGAAAGACAUAUCAGAACCCACACUGGAGAAAAACCUUACAGUUGUACUUUUUGUGACUAUACAACUGCUCAGUCGAAUUCUCUAACAACUCAUAUCAGAGUACAUACAGGAGAGACCCCUUACAGCUGCAGCUAUUGUGAUUAUAAAUGUGCGCGUUCAGGCACUUUGAAAACUCAUAUGAGAAUACAUACUGGAGAAAAAUUGAACUGUAAACUUUGUGACUAUGCAACUGCUACUGAAAGUAGUAUGAUAGAACAUAUGAGAAGACAUUCAGGAGAAAAACCCUUCAGUUGUACGGUUUGUGACUAUAGGAGUGUUCGUUCAACUGAAUUGAAAAAACAUAUCAGAACACAUACAGGCGAAAAACCCUACAGCUGCACAUUUUGUGACUAUAAAUGUGCUAACCGAUUUGUUUUGAAAAGACAUAUUUUAACUCAUACUGGAGAAAAACCCUUCAACUGCGAGUUUUGUGACUUCAGAGGUGCUCAACCAAGGAAUGUGAAACUCCAUAUUAUGAGAAGACAUACUGGAGAAAAACCUUUCAGUUGUACUUUUUGUGACUAUGCAUGUGCUCAAUCAAGUCAAUUGAAAAGACAUUUAAGAACUCAUAAGGUAGGAAACCCUUAAAGCUUUGAUUUUUAUUACAUACGCACUCAGUCUUCUAAUUUGUAAGUGCAUAAUAUCAGAACACAUAAUGGUGAAAAACCUAACAGCUGCAACUUUUGUGUAUUUAAAUCUAUUAUUUUGCAUAAUCCAUACUGUCACCUGUAAAACAGGGAAAAUACUUCUCAGAUGACUUAUUUGUUUAUAAAAAUGUUGAUUAUUUAAAUUUGUAAGAAAAUUUUGAAUCUCAUAUCUCAUCUGGAAGAGAACCAUUUCAGCUCUAAUUCUAUGAGUGAAGCAGUAGAGAUUUUCAGAGGAAAAUGUCACUCUUUCUUACUACCUACAGUUUUUUGAAGUUACAGUUACAUAUAGUUUACAGUUACUAUGUAGUAACGUAGUAAUCCACAGGGAUCCACUAAUUGAUGUAUAUAGUGUACCAAUAAGAUAUACUCUAAUUGGCAGUGAACAUUAACAGAACAAAAUUACGUACAGCUUUGAAUUUUACUUGGUAUUGCAGUUGGAUGUUAAGUCUAAACAUUUUUAGGAUAUACAAGUAACUCGUACAUUACCUAGAGUAGUCGUAGAACCUCGAUAACCUGGACUGGCUGGGCAGUCCAACUUACCGAAAAUCUGAGUUAACCGGAGAAUGGGUAAAACAUGCAUGAAAUGAUUGUACUUACUAACUAAAAAAUUGAUGAUUUCUCUAUUUAGAAUACAAAGUUAUUUUACAAUAACAAUAUCGGGGCACCGAGCUUUGCUCGUUAUUUAUUUAUUGAUAAACAAAACACAAUUCUUUAAAAUGAUUGGGGAAGGACUAACAGGCACAGCCCAAUACUGUUUCUUCCCCGAAUUUUGAUUUAUACACUAUAAAUAGUCCAAAAAGUAUGUUAUAUUCCAUGCACUUGAAUUCAGGUCCAAUUUUCAGUCCAAACAUUUGAAAACAGGAAAGUUCUAAUUUAGAUUGUUUACAGACCAAAUUGAAUAACAAAAUAGCACUCACUAAUCACUUAAAACUGUAAAAUAAUUAUUAACUUUAAAAACUAUGAUGUGGUAUGUUAAUAAAUUAUUAUUUUAUUUUUCAUUAAUUAUAAAUAAUUUGACCUUUCAAACCCUUGAGGUUUGUUCAUCUUUUGGGUCGUGCUUAUAUUUAACAGCUGGCUAUACGUCAGCUUAUAAAUUACAGGGAUGAGAUAUUUUGAUUUUCCACAGACGUACUUGCCCAAUCACUUCCAUUAUACACAGACGACGAAAGUCUCAGCUGUUUUUCCAAGGAUGAAUUAUCCUUUUAAUGUCGUUCAGCGAGUCCUAGGGAUGAGACCUAGUGCAAUUGAAUUUUUACUUUCCUUGCCCUAUUACCAUAGGUAACUUGUCACUUAGGUAAGUUACCUAAGGUAAUACCUAUUACCUAUGGUAAUAGGGCAAGGAAAGUAUUGCUUUCCGAAAAAAAUUAACGUACCCCAAUUUGUAAAUUUCUAUACGUUUCGAGGUCCCCUGAGUCCAAAAAAAUGGUUUUUGGGUAUUGGUCUGUAUGUGUGUGUGUGUGUGUGUAUAUGAGUGUAUGUGCGUCUGUGUACACAAUAUCUCAUCUCCCAAUUAACGGAAUGACUUGAAAUUUGGAACUUAAAGUCCUUCCCCUAUAAGGAUCCGACACGAACAAUUUCGAUCAAAUGCAAUCUAAGAUGGCGGCUAAAAUGGCGAAAAUAUUGUCAAAAACAGGGUUUUUCGCGAUUUUCUCGAAAAUGGCUGCAACGAUUUUGAUCAAAUUCAUACCUGAAAUAGUUAUUCUUAAGCUCUAUCAACUGCCACAAGUCCCAUAUCUAUAAAAAUUUCAGGAGCUCCGCCCCAUCUAGGUAAAGUUUGAUUUUAGAUUCUCAAUUAUCAGGCUUCAGAUACAUUUUAAACAAAAAAAUUCCAAAUGGAACAGAUUGAGCAUGAAAAUCUCUACAAUUAAUGUUCACUAACAUUUUCACCUAAAAUUUAAAAUAAGCUCGAAAUUCGAGAAAAUGUUAUUAUUUCAAUUGCAAACUGUUGGCAACUGUUGAUUCUAUUAAAUCAUUCACUAUGAAGGGAUAGCAGACCUCGUGUGUCUCCAGCGUUAUAGUCCUGUCACCAGCUGGCUUAGAUCUUUGAAAAGUAGACUUGAGAUGCGCGGGAACACUAGCGACAGGUGAUAAAUUUUCAUAACGGCAAGGAAAGUUGUGUGAGUGCGCCAUACCAGAUUUUUAUAAUUAUCAUGUUCCAAUAAUGAUAUACUAUAAUAUACUAUGUUCCAAAUUUCGUGAGAAUCGUUCAAGCCGUUUUCGAGAUCUGGUGAAAUAUAAACAUUUAAACAGAAAUUGAUCGAUUAAUAAUAUAGGGUAACAAUUCAUUUCACAAUUUAGAAAACCUUCACAAAACCAAACUAGGAAUGAAUUGUAGUCAAAGCCAAUAGUUAAUUGUUGAAGAAUACUGUCCUGUAAUUCAAAUUUCUCCAUAAAAUUGAUUGGGGUUAUCCAGACUCGAGAUAGCAGGGUCCAGAUUAACGAGGUUGUACUGUAAUCUUCAAUAUUUAAAAAUUUGCUUUCUUAAUAAGAAUAACUUGGUAUUUACAUAACAAUUAAAUAUCUAAGUACCCUUUUCUUAACUAUUUUAUUUCUCAUAAAAUGUUUCGGUUCAUAUAAAACUUUUAAAACAUUGAACGAAAAUAUGUAGUGAUUGGUUUACCUCUAAAAGUAUGUUUUAAAUAAAGAUAUUAACUGCC